AUGCAAACUGCUAAUCAUCUUUUGCUUAUUAAAGAUUAUGUGAGUCUGUUAGGAGUAACCCUGCGGCGAUACGGGUACCCCAUUGAUGUGUUGCUUGAUGUUUUGAGCAAACACAAGGAUAAGUACCACGAACUCCUUUUGUCUGAUUGUAGGAAGCAGAUUGCGGAGGCGAUUGCGGCUGAUAAAUUUGAGCAAAUGCUGAUGAAAAAAGAGUAUGAGUAUUCCAUGAAUGUGCUUUCUUUCCAGAUACAGACUACUGAUAUCAUACCAGCUUUUCCCUAUGUUGCACCCUUUUCGACCACUGUGCCAGAUUGUUGUCGGAUUGUAAGGUCAUUCAUUGAGGAUUCUGUGAGUUUCAUGUCUUAUGGCGGGCAGCUUGAGUUCUAUGAAGUUGUUAAGAAAUAUUUAAACAGGCUUUCGAUUGAGGUUUUGGAUGAAGCUUUAGUGAAGCUUAUCAAUACCUCGAUUAAUGGUGUCUCCCAGGCAAUGCAAAUGGCAGCGAAUAUGGAUGUCUUGGAGCGUGGUUGUGAUUUUUUCUUCCGCCAUGCUGCACAACUUUUGGGUGUUCCCAUGAGAAUGGUGGAGAGAAGCAGAAGGCAGUUUCCCCUAAGAAAAGCUCGUGAUGCUGUAGAAGAAAAAACUGAAGUUCAAACUCCAUUUGGGGUAAAAGUUGAAGGUGUUACAGUUUUAAUUGCUGAAAAGAAAAAGAUCUCCAUAUCUGGUGAAGAAAAAAAUGCUAUUGGGGAUUUCUUGGAGGAGCAUGUGAUGGAAACUCUUCUCUUCUUAGGUGCUGGUGGACAUGUUGAGACUUCUGGUAUUCUGAACCUUUUACCCUUUGGUGUAGAACAUAUAUCUUCCUCAUUGUGA
Messenger RNA from Vigna radiata var. radiata (mung bean), 867 nucleotides. Its product is annotated as exocyst complex component SEC15B-like. Bases 1 to 867 code for a protein of 288 amino acids. The record is from RefSeq and is a predicted model, not a curated record. Gene Ontology annotation, biological process: exocytosis; intracellular protein transport; Golgi to plasma membrane transport. The transcript has 2 exons. Gene Ontology annotation, cellular component: membrane; exocyst. NCBI's taxonomy places the organism in Eukaryota, Viridiplantae, Streptophyta, Magnoliopsida, Fabales, Fabaceae.